UCUCUUCACACCUUCAUGGUGCUAGUGCUGGCGAUGCCGUGCCCUAGGUCCCGGGAUCGCUCGCUCCGGGGGGAAAGCCGUUGGCUGCGAACGAACGCCGUCUGUUCGCGCCAUGCUAGAUGGUGGUGUUCACCGUGAUGCCGGUGUUGAACACUUACCCGCGAGUGUGUGUGCGCGCGUGUGUGUCUGUGGUUGCCUGACGGCAAUGACAAAAGGGACGUACGUUGGGGAAAGGGCUGCUUCGAUGAUGACGACUACUACUCCUCCUACAUACGACGAAGGACGAUAAUGACCGUGAUUCCGGCCGGCCGUGGGUUUGCCUUGAUGGCGUGGCGUCACGGACAAAAUACACGGUUUACUUUUUCAACGCACAGCACAGAAGGAGCGUUACAACGAGAAUCUUGCCGUUUUUCUCUUCCCGCCUUAGAUCUGGGGAAGUCCAUGUGGCAGUGUCUGUUCGACAAAAAAAUUCCAAUUUUCUUCUAUCCCGUCUGUUCCACCGCCGCGCGCGCGCGCGAGCGCGAACAUGGCGUUCGAGCAAGCGGGUUGCGCUCGUUCCUGGUGUUCGCGCUGAUGAAAAAGGGCGCGAAGAAAAGAAGAAACGAACCGAAGGAACGAGCCGCAUGGGGCUCAGACAGCAAGAGGUAUUCUGGCUCUCAGACUCAAAAACCAGGAACGCAACGCAAACAAGAGAUGGAUCUUCCGUUAUUUUGGCAAAGAUCUGGCUUGCCGCUAGGCUGGGGCUGUUCCGCUCUACUGCACGUACUACUUUGUACGUGCGACAAAGUAGGUGUAUGUGUAAGAUAUGUGAAGAGGACUGAGCGUGGGAGUGGGAGAGGGAGAGACGUGAGGCACGGAUUACGUGGGCUUCCAUCACCUUCCUGCUCGACCGCAAAGGAAAAACGAUACGAACAACACAUCAAAUCCACUCCCACACUCCCAUAUCAGCCCGUUCUUGACAGCAUCAAAGCAACGACCUUGCGUUCGUUGAACGACAUACGCAGCAGCAGCAGCGCGCGGCCCUUGUGUGUUCUUCGUAACUCGGUCCCUUUCGGUCGUCCCAUCAACGGGCAUUCGACAGUAAAACUAUAUCGGUCUUUUAUCUUGGAGAGGAUCUAAGUUGACGAACGCCUCGCUUUCUCGGUUCUAAUCUGUUUUUGCCUCUCUCUCUAUCUUCGUCUCUUCCUGCCGGUUCUACUUCGCCGUUUCGUCUCCGUGCCCGUUCUUGGUUUGCCCUACCGGACUACCGUGCCAUUGUUUCCCUCCGUGCUCCUCCUCCUCCUCCUCCUUCUCGUUUCUGUCUCUCACCCGUCUUCCACAUUGCCAGCAAUGUCUGUUCUUUCGUAAACUCUGUGCUUCCCAAGUCACCAAGUUUCCAUGGAUAUUCAAUGUGACCUUCUUCCUACUCUUCCCCCAACUUCCC
This is a messenger RNA of Colletotrichum acutatum, 1423 nucleotides long. RefSeq lists its product as uncharacterized. The record is from RefSeq and is a predicted model, not a curated record. The coding region runs from base 289 to 1119 and encodes 276 amino acids. NCBI's taxonomy places the organism in Eukaryota, Fungi, Ascomycota, Sordariomycetes, Glomerellales, Glomerellaceae. The transcript is spliced from 2 exons.